AUGCAGAUCGCUGCCUGCUUCCUCGGCCUUGCGGCUUUGGUCGCUGGUCACGGAUACGUUGACAAUGCCACCAUCGGAGGGACCUACUACCAGCCUUACCAAGACCCGUACACGAACCCCAUUCCUCAUAGAAUCUCUCGCCCGAUCCAAGGCAACGGCCCAAUCGAGAGCGUCGACUUGAUCGAUGUCCAGUGCGGAGGAUACACUGCCGGCGGCGUCUCGGGCUCCACGCCAGCAGCCCUGCACGCCGCAGCUGCCGCCGGAUCGACAGUUACCCUGCGAUGGACCCUGUGGCCCGACUCCCACGUCGGCCCCGUCAUCACGUACAUGGCGCGAUGCCCCGACGCCGGUUGCCAGGCAUGGCAGCCCGGCACUUCUGCGGUAUGGUUCAAGGUCAAGGAAGGUGGACGCACCGGAACCACAAACACCUGGGCCGAUACCCCUCUCAUGGUCGCAAACUCUGGCACCCAGUACACGAUCCCGUCCUGCCUGAAGCCGGGCUACUACCUCGUCCGCCACGAAAUCAUCGCCCUGCACGCCGCCUACUCCUAUCCCGGCGCGCAGUUCUACCCCGGUUGCCAUCAAGUGCAGGUCACUGGCGCCGGCACCAAGACUGCGACGUCGCUGGUUGCCUUGCCCGGCGCGUAUAAGGCGACCGAUCCCGGCAUCACCUAUGAUGCCUACAAGGCACAAACGUACACGAUUCCUGGUCCGGCUGCCUUUACCUGUUGA
Molecule: messenger RNA, 732 nt
Organism: Colletotrichum orchidophilum
Lineage: Eukaryota; Fungi; Ascomycota; Sordariomycetes; Glomerellales; Glomerellaceae
Product: glycosyl hydrolase family 61
Exons: 6
Coding region: 1-732 (243 amino acids)
Source: RefSeq, a predicted model, not a curated record